CUUUUCUAAUGUUUCUGUAUUAUAUCUAAGUAUAUCUACGGUUGUUUAUUGACAACUUGAUCCUACUUUUAAAAGCUAAAUCAGUUUGUUCUGUGCAAUAUUUUCAAGAUAAUGUCAGCAGAGACAUCAUCUACUUUUUAAGUCUAUCCUUCCCACAGCAGGAAAGUCCCUCUCUUUUAAAGUAUAAUUAACUGGAUAAAUGUCUUUCAUCGUUCCUCCCUUUGUGUGAUAUUGCCAAUAAAGUGUUUAAUCUAAACAUGUGCUCAAACCCAUGCAAACUCUUUUAAAUGUGUUUUAAAUAUAUGUAACUCUGUAUAAAGCUAUCCUAAAGGUUCAACCUUGUACCAUUUCUUUAAACCCAGCCUGGCUUACGGAGGUAGUUUUAAGGUGUCCAAAAUAGAAGAUGGGAUUGCUUUGUGUAAGGUGCAUUUAAAAGCCAUUUUUGGUUAUGCUAAAAUACAUCUAUGUCUACUUAAAGACUCAGAGGAAUUAACAUAGAACCACAGAAUAUUCUGAGCUGGAAGGGACCCACAAGGCUCAUCACGUCCAACUCUUAAGUGAAUUGCCCGUAUGGGGAUCAAACUCACAACCUUGGUGCAAUUAUAGCACCAUGCUCAAACUUACUAAGCUAAUAGUUUGGGCUGAAAGGGAUUGAUCACUGUGGUGAUCUAGUCCAAUUCCCCCUUGCAAUAAGCAGGGGUGUCCAACCCAAACCAUUCAAUGAUUCUAUGAUUUCAGCUUUAUCAGAUUGCUCAGAGCCAAGCCCAAAAUUGACCUGGAAUUUUUCCAGGGAUGCGGACCUUUCUGGGCCACCGGUGCCAGUAUUUUGCCACCCUCACUGUAAAAAAUGUCUUCCUUGUAUGUACUCUAAAUCAACCUUUUUAGUUUCAAACUGUUAACUCUUGUCCUAUUGCUACAGGUCCUACUGAAAAGUUUGUCCCCAUCUUUCUCAGAAGCCUCUAAGUAUGAAAGCUCUCCCCUGAGCCUUCUGCAGGCUGAACAGCUCCAGCUCUCUCAGCCUUUCUUCAUAGAUUAUUUUGAACACUAGUCGAACACCAGAGUUCAGAUCUAUUAUGUUAGUCUGCUUUGCAAUUUCAGCAACAUUGAAAGAAAGCAGUUAAUGAUGCUGCAGUAUGAGCUCAACCUAGAGAACUCUUCUACUUCAACACAGUGGCAGCAGUUCUGCUGAUUGAUUCUCUGAUGAAUAAGACUAUCAGUGGUGUUUUUCAUGUACCCAGUAAGGAACAUGGCAACAUUCUUAAUUUAGAUCUAGUCUCAUUAAUGCUGGUUGGUUAGACUCCUCACAGAAAAGUGAGACUUUUCCAGACUGAGGACUUGGCCAUUUCACAAAGAGUGAACCGAUUUUUUACGUCCAGACAAAAUUCACAAGGUGAAGAACCUUUGUAAAAUCCUUUUAAAAUGCAUUACAGUGGAAUGUGGUAAGAGAGCUGGUGUUAGCUUACCCCUGCUGCUGUGCAGAAGAGGACUGACUUUUUAAUCCAGUCGUAACGGGGUGCUUAAACGUGGUGUGGAAAGGCGAGUCCGCUGUCCGCGCACCCGGCGCUGGCUCCACAGCACAACGCCUCGGCCGCUCUGCCCUGGGUCCGCACGGCGCCGCGCGCGCGGCACUAACGAACAGCCGCGCGCGGGGCGGGGGCCGCGCGCUGGGACCGGCCGGUGCGCGCAGCCCCGGCGGCCGUGGAGCCAUUUUCUACCCCUGUAAGUCGGAAGAGAAAGACAUCUGAGGUAAAACUAAAAAAGCUUUCUUUUGUCGUAUAAUUCAUAUUGCGGGAUCAGUCGUAAAUUUCACACUAACAGUUUAAAAGGAAGUUGUCUUUUACGGUAGCUGACACUGAUGAACGGAUUUGUGGUUCGUACCUUUAAUUUGUGACAGGAUCGCUACAAUCUGAGGCAAGACAGCAUGAGAUACUGGGUUUUCAAAAGAAAACGGCAUAAAGUCCACUGGUCUCACAAUAACGUCGUGGAGAACCGUCACUGGGGGUUCCUCAGCUUCAAAGUGAUUGAGCACGUUUUUGGAAACAUGACAUUCUCUCUGUUCUGCUUCUUUUUGACCAAUGUUACUUCUUUAUAAUUUUGUGAUCUUUUUGAACGUUGUCGAGUUUCACUCUGAUAAACUCUAUUUUGAUCUAAACUAUAGCAGAGCUAUGCGGAGGGGACACAACUGUAUCAUCUCAUGUCAAGUCUUGAUCUCCUUCAUCUCCUCUGUCUGGCUCCCACUAUCUUUUCUCCCAGGAAAGCAUAUUGUUGACACAAGAAUGGAGCAUACUACUAAGGAUAUUUUAUGGCUGACAUUUUAGAUAGCUAGAUACUUAACACACCUCUCAUUUGCUUUCACAAUCUUUAUGCAUUUCUACAACAAAUCAAUUCAGAAUUACUGUCCACAGCUCUGGAAAGUAUCAAAAAUAAUGUACAGCAAACACGUGGCUUUUUCCAGAUAAAUCUUAACAGGAAGUGGGUGAAAUGAACCACCACUGGCUUGUGUGUGCUAUGCCUCCUCCACCCGGUGCCACAGCACCAGGCUGCUAACAGUGGUAGCUACUGUGGUUCCUACCACAGCCAGUUUGUUUGCCUUCCGUGCAGUUCGAGACACCUCUUGCAAUAUUUGAUUACACAUUUAAAAAGACUGUGCUGCUGCUGAGGAGAUUGAGGCUGAAAGACCCCCUUCGUAGGGAAGGGGAACUGAGGAUGUGGUACUUUGCCAGGCUUUGAACUUCAGAGCAGUUCAGUCGAAGAGCAAGAUCAGUUGAGAGGUGUGUGAGGGAGAAGGAAGUUGAGUUAAAGGUAGGUGUGCUGAAUGGAGUAUGAGCAGAGCUGUGUGUUGCUGAGUAGGCUGUGUGCAUUUGUGCUCAGAAGCUGUCUCAGGAACAUUGGAUGAGCAUACUGCAAGAGUAGGAAGAUUUAUAAUCAAACUACUUUGCGCAAAUUCAGGGCACUGGUUUCACCCUCCAUUAAACAAGUGUCCUCAGAAUGCUUUGUUCUUUGUUCUACUUUAGUCCUUUCUGGGCUUUCCCAUUUCCUUCUUCGCCUGCUGAAUUUUCUACUUCAGCUUUUCAGGUUCUGUUUUGAUCUGGGGUUUGUUUUUUGUUUUAUUGCGUUGUGUGAUUGUGGUUUUGGUUUUUUGGUUUGGGUUAGGUUUUCUUCGAUUGUUUUUUCUUUGUUUGUUUGUUUUUUCUCCUAAUCAUAAUUAGAAAAAAAAUCACCUAAUCAAGUAUUGGAACAGGCUGCCGUGGGAAAUGGUGGAUUUCUCAUCCCUGGAUGUGUUCAAAAGGCAUGUGGAUUUAGCACUUGAGGAUAUGGUUUAGUGGUGAACACAGCUGUGCUGCCUUGACAGUUGGACUCAAUGAUCUUAGGGGUCCAACCAUAAUAAUUCUAUGAUUACAUUUCUUUUUACAGUCUAGAUUUUAUCCAACCAUAUUCUUGAAGUCUUUACUUCUCCAACCUCUGUGAGGCUAUUUGUGUUUUAUAUUUGUUCACUUUUUCUCUUGUUUUCUGUGAUUGCUUGUUAAGCAAUUCCGUCUUCCUCCACAGGUCUCCUUUCCCUUCUCCGUCCUAUUGCACAGUCCAUCUUUUCCUGUCAGUUCCACUUCUCUCCUCCUAAAUUCCACUCACAAAUUCUUCUGUUUCUUCGUUCUCUCACUCCAAAUACAUCAGCACAUUCUUCCCUACACAUCAGCAAAGACUUGGGGAACUUUGAGCAAGAAAAGUAUUUUUUUCAUAUCAGUGUCGUUUUGCCAGUAAAAAGGAACAAAAUAUUUCUCCUCCUUAUAGACCUGUCUUCUCCCCUUCUUGCUUUGGCAGCCAAAUAUAAUGCUAUUUCUCUUUUUAGGUUCCACAUUCCAAGAACUGACCUGCAUUAUAUUCAGAAACUUUCCAAAUAGCAAUGGCCAGACUGUUGCAAGAUCCAUCUAAACUUCAUCCCUCAGAAUGGCACACUGCAAACAGGAUGCAGCGUGCCACUACAGAGUCCCAGAAAUCCAGGUCAGAAUGCAACAUAGCUGAGAGCUGGAGGCUGGUGGAUGAAAUAGAAAAGACAACUCAAAAAACCCAAAGUGAUGUCAACAAAAAAUUAGAACAGAGACGGGAAGAAAUAAAAUUCUGGAGGCAAGAAUUAGAUAACAAACUGGAACAAAUUGUUCAUGGGACAGAGACACUGUUGACUUUCAAGAAAAGGCUGGAAAGAGCUUUGGAGGGCUGCAAAGAGCCACUUGUCAUUGCCCAAAAGUGUCUCCUGUACAGGCAGAGGCGAGUUGGGAUUGACUUGGUACAUGAUGAAGUGGAACAGGAGCUGGUGAAGGAAGCUGAAGUCCUCCAGGGGGUUAUUGCUUUACUUGGACGUACGCUGGAACAAACAAAUGAGCAAAUCAGACAAAACCGUUCAGCAAAAUACAACCUUGAAAUGGAUCUGAAGGACAAAUUCACAGCUUUGACGAUUGAUGAUUACUGUGCUAGCUUGACAAAUGACACUCCUCAUAUUAUAUAUGCUGAUAAUGCAAUGAAACUAGAAAGAAAUUUUGUUAGCCCUGAGGACUGGAUAGAUUUCUCAAACGUAAAUGUUGAAAAGGCUGACAAGCAGCGAAACAAUUCUUUGGCACUGAAGGCACUUAUUGAUGGCAUCCUCUCACAGACUGCAAAUGACAUGCGUGAGCAAUGUGAGAUGGUGAAUACUGCUUUUAGAAAUAGGGUGAAGGAAGUCAAGGAUGCCAAGCACAAGCUAGAGACACUUCUUGCAAUGGUGAUGGAUGAGAUUGCCUCGCAGGAGAAGAACAUUGCAGCCUUAAAGAAAGCAAUUGCUGAUAAGGAAGGACCUGUAAAAGUGGCUCAAACCCGCUUGGAAGCGAGAAACCAUCGCCCCAAUGUGGAACUGUGCUAUGACACAGUGCACAGCAGCCUAAUGAGUGAAGUUCAAGAGAUUACCAAAAAUAUUCAAAGAUUAAAGGAUGCAUUGGCACAGGCUGAGACAGAGCUGAAAGGCCUGAGCCGCCGACAGCUUUCCUUGGAGGAAGAGAUCAAGGUCAAGGAGAAUACACUGUACAUUGAUGAAGUGCUGUGCAUGCAAAUGAGAGAGUCUAUUUACAUAAAUGAUUACUGAAGUCAUCAUACUGGGAGAUUGUUCUCCAAAGAACCAGCUCCUGCUGAAAUUUGAUUGACAAACUUCCAAAUUUAUUGGCUUGGCCCAAUGCUGUCUAGUUGUGCCAGGUAAUUAAAACAGACCAGUACUUACAGCUAUCUGUUUCACAGCUAUCUAUGCUCUAAAACAUUUGUUGAAAUCUUCCACUUGGCAAUAAAACUCCAGAAUA
Prinia subflava (tawny-flanked prinia) is the source of this 5318-nucleotide messenger RNA. It is a transcript of the gene TEKT1, whose product is annotated as tektin 1. The record is from RefSeq and is a predicted model, not a curated record. Gene Ontology annotation, cellular component: nucleus; microtubule cytoskeleton. Gene Ontology annotation, biological process: cilium movement involved in cell motility; cilium assembly. Bases 3902 to 5110 code for a protein of 402 amino acids. Lineage: Eukaryota; Metazoa; Chordata; Aves; Passeriformes; Cisticolidae. The transcript has 7 exons.